CGGGUUCAGUCUUCGGACUCUGCGUCGUCUACAAAAACACGACACGAACCCUAUAGCCCUCCUCGUUCUGUAAAUACUAAUCUCUCACAAAUCAGCUUCGUUUCAUCUUCGAUUUGUUCUUUUGAUCUUCUAAUAAAUCAUAGAUUCGAAAAAAUCUCGUUAUUCUCUACCAAUUGAUCGUUCUUUUGAGCUCAGCCGUCCAAUCUUCGUAAUUCUAGGGUUAGGGUUUUCAAUCUCCUUCAUCGAAAGUAUCUAACCCUCCGAUCUCUUGAUCCUUUGUUUCGCAUCAAUCGAUCUUCAAUCUCUGUUCUUUUCCCUCUAAAUCUGGGCCUAAUUUUGUCGAUCUUCACGACCCGAUUAGAAAUUUAGGGUUUCGAAGUGUCCGCUUUUUUAGGGCGUGUUCGAUCUGUUAAUUGCUUGAGGGCUGAGUCUCUUAAUUGUUCCAGGCCAAUAUGGGAUUCAAGCGACCCUUUGAUGAGGAGGCAUUUCAGGAGGCUCCAUUUAAGCACGCAAGACAAUAUGACCGUGGGCUUAAGCUGAUUUCAUACACUGACAUUUUUCCUUUUCCUCAAGCCCCUCAGAAAACUGAUAUCCCAGGUGAAGGUGAGGAACAGUUCUAUAAAUUUGGAUUGUGGGAUGAACUUGAAAAUGACAAUGCGAAUAUGGUUUCAAAUAUUGCUGACGCUGAGUUUGAGAUUAGUGAUCCUUUUUCAUGGAUCACCAGCAGUACUAGUGAGGAAAAUGCUGGUUCUGGGGCAGUGGUAUGCUCGGGUCCAUCUCCAGAGUAUUUUGACUCCAACUUUUCAAGGAGAUCAUUAGUGAAGUGUAAAGAUACACAUUCAUCUCUCUUAGAUUGUUCUCCUACAAAACAAGUUCCUCUUGGACCAAAUCAUCAAGCUGAGGUUCCUGUCUGGGACUUGCAGGUAACCGAGAAACAUUCUUUGGUUUCUGAUCACAUAACUGACGAUGACCGUGGGAAGGACAUAAUGGGGACUUGUGUCAUUCCAUUUCCAGACUUCAAAUUACAUGCUCAUGGUGGUUUAAAGGCUGGAGAUGGCAGAAUAGAUUGUUGCUGCCUGGAUGCAGGCUCUGUCAGAUGCAUACGACAGCAUGUCAUGGAAGCGCGAGAACGAAUGAGAGAAACCCUUGGGCAUGAGAAAUUUGUGGAACUGGGGUUGUAUGACACGGGGGAGGAGGUAGCACAAAAAUGGACCGACGAAGAAGAAGAGUUGUUUCAUGAGGUCAUUUACUCUAAUCCUUUCUCACUUGGUCGGAAUUUUUGGAAGCUCCUAUCUGCGAUGUUUCCAUCUCGAACCAAAAGGGAACUUGUUAGCUAUUAUUUCAAUGUCUUUAUGCUUCGGAAGCGGGCUGCUCAGAACAGAUCUAGGGCAAUGGAUAUAGACAGUGAUGAUGAUGAGUGGCAGGGGACCGAUGGGCACCUCUUCGGAGUUCCAGAAGCAUACGAGGACACUGCAAUCAAGUCUUUUGUUUAUCAAGAUUUUAGGGUGGAUGAGGAGGAUGAUUACCUUGAUGAUGAUGAUGAUCAUGAUAAUGGUGGUGACAGUGAUGACAGCACCGGGAACAAUGGCAAUAAUUGUGCUGGUGAUACUGUCAUGGGAGAUGAUGGUAGAAUUCCUACGCUGAAAGAACAAAGUUGUAGGACACUUGACGACUCCAGGUUUGAUUUAGCAUUUCAUCAUACGGACAGUGUGGGGGAUGAUAACGAAGUUCUACACGUCCCAUGUGUGUCUUUUGAGCGUCACCCUAGUACGGUUAAGUCCUGCUGUUCAGGUGAUGUCGAAGGUGCUAUACAAGAAAGGGGGGUCAACAACGAUUACGAGAAAUGUUUGUUUGGCCACGGCGAUUGAUUGGAUCCUGAACUUCUCGGAUGCCAGGUAUCCAUUGUUUUCGUUCCAUGAUGAAAUAAAUAUUUCGACCGUGCACUUAGAACUGCAACUCGAGAAAUGAUAGAAAUUUUGGGUAGUGGCUUCAAAGAUGAUGCAUUCUUUUUCACAGUAUUUAUCCUGGACAUUCUUUCAUCAUUGGUGAGGGCAAGAAUGGAAGUAUGGGCUUCACAAGUUGUUCCAAUUUUUUAGUGUACACAACAAUAAUUUCAAUAAUUUUGUUGGUUUGUAUUCAAAGUAAUCUCAGUAGUAUCUCUUUGGAAGUUUAGAUGCUUCCUGAGUUGCACAAAUCGUACAUAUUCUCUCCAGUUUGUGGAUACUUGCACCUCCUUUAUUUAUGUAACAAGAUAUAAUCUGUUAA
Molecule: messenger RNA, 2265 nt
Organism: Cornus florida
Lineage: Eukaryota; Viridiplantae; Streptophyta; Magnoliopsida; Cornales; Cornaceae
Exons: 3
Coding region: 453-1868 (471 amino acids)
Source: RefSeq, a predicted model, not a curated record